GUAGAAUCGCCUCAUUUUCAUUUUAAAUAUUCGAAAUAAAAAUAUUAGAAAGUGUUCAUUGAGUAAGUGGAAGUACUUCACAAUUGUUAACUUAACAAAGAAAUUUCAUCGCUACUGAGUUAAACUUCCUGAACAUUUCAUUUGCAGAUAUAAUGGCUAAAAUAAUCCAGCAAGAAACUUUCGAUGCAAUUAUUAAGGAAAACAUUGUCGAGUUUUCUAUGUCUUUAGAUGAAGCUCGUGAAGAAACAAUUAGUCAGUUUGAGGCACAGGGAAUCAAUUUGGCAAAUAUCAUUAAAGAUUUAGACAUAAAUGAAGAAACAGGAAAUACCAUUUUGAAUGAAGCAAUUGAAGGCGUUAAGAAUCAUGUUGAAAGCACAAAAAGAUUGGAUGAUACUCAAUUGAAUGCAACUCUUGAAGCUCUAAUUAAGGAAUUGAACAAGUCAGUACCCCAUAGAGUUUUGGCAUCAAAAAGUUGUACUCAGGAGUAUUUAUUAAAAAUCAUGGAAGAUGAAGUCAAGAAGAAUGAAACUAAUCAUGCUAAAGACUCGAUUCUCCACAAGACUAUAUUAUGCGCCCACGCAAUUACGAACAAAAAUCCAGACAUCUUUAAUGAAAAGUCACUUAGGACGAUCAAUAAGAUAUUAGAUACGGAAAAGAAUGAGCAUAUAGUAUGUGAUAUUUUAAAAUGGAUCCAAAAAGCAUGUUUAUUGCAUGAGCUGAAUCGUCAGAUGAUUGUUAAUGAAGAGUUGCUUAUAACUCACUUGAAGCCUUUACUUUUGGGGAGGAAGGAAAUUGAAAUUGUCCGUAAUGUCUGCACAUGCCUUCGUUAUUUAAUUCUCGAUGAUGAUAUUCGUGUAGAGUUUGGUAAAGCUCAUGAGCAUGCACGUUUAAUUGCACAUGAAUGCUUGUCAGAUCUGACUCUAUUAUUAACGGAAUUUAAAGAAAAUCCAGACGUGCUAGCUGAAUUGAUGCUUACAAUUGCAGCACUUUGUGUCCGAAAUGAAUUUUGUCAAGUUGUUGCCGAGGCAAAUGGAAUAGUAUUAAUUAUGGAUGCAAUGGUAACAUUUCACGACUCUUUAAAAGUCAUACGAGAAUCUAUGAAGCUUCUUAAGGCUCUGGGUGGUAAUGAUAAAGUAAAAGUGGAUAUAAUCAAAAGUGGUGCUGCUUCUAUAAUUGAAAGUUCGUUUAAUCGACACAAAGCAGAUGAAGUACUUGCAAAAAAUGCCUUAGCAUGUAUAACAACCUUAUCUCUUCGUUCUAAAGACAAUUCGACUGCAUUUUUCGAAUCUGGAAUUGCUGAAACUAUUUUGGAAGCGAUGAAAAUUCAUGCAAAAAGUCAAGUCGUUCAACGAAAUGCUGCUUGGGCAAUUCGUAACAUGGUUUCCCGAUCUCGUGAACAAUGUGAAGGUUGGAUAAGUCUUGGAAUUGAAGAUAUAUUGAAAACAGCAGCAGUUAAUCAUCCAUCAUUAGAUCAAGAUUUAAGAUAUGCUGCUAGAGAUUUAGGACUUCAAGUGAAGCUUAAAGAAGAAUGGAAAGGAACUGCUGAUAAAGCUAUUAGUAAUGAGUAAUCUCUUUAUUCAUACAUCUAUUUUGCACACCAAUCAUUUACGUACCCAUGUUAAUUAACUUUUUUAUACUUACGCACUAAUUUCGAUGAAAUAAAAUUUAACGCUUGCA
Messenger RNA from Chironomus riparius, 1677 nucleotides. The record is from the annotation of a GenBank genome assembly. Lineage: Eukaryota; Metazoa; Arthropoda; Insecta; Diptera; Chironomidae.